Molecule: messenger RNA, 7207 nt
Organism: Anastrepha ludens (Mexican fruit fly)
Lineage: Eukaryota; Metazoa; Arthropoda; Insecta; Diptera; Tephritidae
Gene: Atg101
Product: autophagy-related protein 101
Exons: 1
Coding region: 549-1205 (218 amino acids)
Biological process (GO): autophagy; autophagosome assembly
Cellular component (GO): phagophore assembly site
Source: RefSeq, a predicted model, not a curated record
UUUAAAAAAAAAUUAAGCAAAAACAAUAACAAUACACAGAAAGUGUCCAAACAUUGUUGUAUAUUGGCACAUGGCCACUAUUUAAAAAGUUAUAAACUCAAACAAAAUACCAUUUAUCAAUCAACCAAAAAGAAAAUCGAUUUCUGAAAACGCAAAUUUGUGCAAAAACAAUCAACUAAAAAGAAUCUUUGUAAAUCAGGCGAACAACAGCACCAACAAACAAAGCAAAAACGAUCACCGUGUUCUAAAUAUCAAAACAAAAGUAACCUUUUGUUUUAUUUGAGAAAAAACAAAAACAAAACUCGUAUCAAUUAUUUAAACAUCAAAAACUGUACAAAUUUUGAAUCGUAUUCUGAAGUUUUAACAUACAAUUUAAUUUAAUUUAUUGCCAAAAUUAUUUAAAGAUUACAGUUAGUGGAUAUUUAUUUAUUAAGCGAUUUAGAUAGUGUUAAAAAGUUAAUUUUCAUUGUUACGAGAUAUUCAAAAGUGAUCAUUUUCAACACAUACGGGCACCCUUCAUAUUAGGAAGACAUCUUUUUCUGACGAAAAUGAACGCUCGCUCACAAGUCUUUGACCUUACGAUCGAGGGUCGUCAAGUUGACGAGGCUGUUGCCAGCAUUUUUCAUACGGUGCUUUUUCAUCGCUGCCAAGGAAAGUAUUUAUACACAGGCGAUGCUCAAUAUUCUAUCGGCACAAUCGGUUACACUGACGUUGAUUGUGAUUUCAUCGACUUUACCUACGUUUGCUGCACUUCGGAUGGUCUAUUGCGCUCUGUUAAACGCGCAAUUAACGUUUUCAGCGAGAAGCUGCGUUCCAAUGAAAGUUGCGGUUCGGGCCAGAUUAGUUUGGAGUUUUUCCAGAAAAGGAAAUCACGUUGGCUGUUCCAGCAGGAGUGUAUACCGUGGGAGGUGUGGACAGUCCAUUUAGAUUUAGUAAAAUACGAAAAUGAAGACGAACGGCAAAUGAGUAGAGAAAAUGUUUCAGACUUACUCACAGAGAAAGUUAUAUACAUAACUGAAUUGAUGAAUCGUUCAGACUAUGUGCCCAAGACACCGAGUCAAAGUGAGCUGGAUCUCAUCUUUGACACCUCGUAUCCCGAUGUGCAGCCAUAUCUAUUCAAAUUCGACUACUCAACUGCAGGCUCACAGACACCAUCGGUCACCAAUACUGUUAAAAAGAUCAUCAAGGAAACAUUUACGUUGUGACGUGUGGUUCUCGCGAGUGAGUGCAGCCACCGCCAACAACAAGAGCAGCAGCAGUUGCAAUUAGAACAGCUAAAAAUCGAAAAGCUACAACCUGUGUGUGCUAAGGAUACGAUUGUUGUGGCGGAUGGAAAGUACUUCAGUGGCGGUACAAGUAUUAUGAUUUCUCAAGUAUGCCGAGCGCAGAGUAGUACAGCAAUCGAUGACGACACAAAACAGCUCAAGUCCACCUAUGUAGGUGGUAAACAAAGCGAACGCAAAUCAAUUUUGGCCAUUAUGGGUGGAUUAAUUUUGCUAUUUUUGUGUCAACACAAUCGCUUGGGCUCAUUUUAGUUGCACUUAACUAAUUACACAAUACAAUAUGUAUACACAUGCAUAGAUAGUUGCUAAACUCAACUUUAUUGUUAAUUAUUUACGGCUAAAUUUACUUGCAACGUAAGUGUGUUCCACUCUGCGCAUACUAAAGCAAGGAAACCAAUGCAAAGAAGGGCUCAGUUUGUUAAAUAAAACGAAGGAGAUUUAAAGCAAAUAAAAUAGAAUAAACGAUUUUCUAGCGAAACAAAUAUUUAUUAUAAACUAACGUAACAAAUAAUUUUGAAUUCAGAAACAUAAGCAAAUAAGCAUAAAUCGUUUAUAAAUUAAUUUAACAACAAUCGAUUUGAAUUUUUAAUAACUUUUUAAUUUUUCUUUUGCGGUAUUAUAUGCUAUAACAUUAGUUUAAUGAUCUCCAACGAUAAUUAACCCUCAAAUAUGUUUGUAUAGAUUGAACGCCUAUUUGUAUAUUAAGUAAAAUUAGAAUGCGGGAUUGACCAAACUAAGGGCAUAUUAUGUAUUUCAUAAUACUUGAGCUUGAGGAAAGAUCUUUCGAAUAUAAAUCUAAAUAUAUGCCUAAAAUUAACUGCUUUUCGUUUUCUGAAAUUUAUAUCCCAAAAAUUACGUCUAUUGUCUUUUAUUUGCUUUAUCUGUACACAUUUUGAUAAAAACAAAAAAACGUAUGCCACCACCAAGAGCUAACCAUGCAACUUUCAUUAAUUUAUUCGUUCAUUACUGUUAACGAUUUUUUACUUGCUUUUUAAUAACUUUUUUACGAUUAUUGUUUAACGCAUGCAAGCAGUUGGCGGCAAAUACGUUAUUAUAAUGCGUAACUAGGUCUCUGUUUUGUCAGAAGCAUGAAUGUGCAAAAUUUACAAUUUUGAGCUAACCUUUGGAUAUGCUAUACCAAAACCCGGUAUAUAACAGGUGUACAAGGAACCCACGAACAACUUUUUUAUCAGAAAUUCAACCAUCUGAUUUUAGGAGAGCGAAAACUUCUUACCUACCAACAUUUUCAUUUUUACUCAUUCAGAUUGCUGGCAUUAAGGAGGCGGUGUUAAUAAAAAAAAAGAAAAUUAAUUCUGAUUAAAUCGACACUUUCAUGUGCUUUUAGUUUUUAAUUCCUUACAAAAACUUUAAUUUUUUAUCUGGAGAGUUUUACUUUCUUGCUGGUUUGUGGCUUAGUUUGCGUUGUAUUGCCAAGACGUGGAGAAAAAUUAAAAAAAAAAAAACCUAAGCCUCAAAUAUUUAAAAUUGAACUGCAGCUAAUUUUUAUAUUUUAUUUAAAAUCAAAAAUUUAAAAUGAAAUGCUUGAAGUAAUUCAAGUGUGUUCAAAUGCGCCUACAUUGAUUUCCGUUAAUGCUGAAUCAUUCUUCUGCCAAAGUUUGGGUUCCAAAUUUGGCAUUUUAAUUUAUUAUUUUUAUACUCGCUUGCGUCUUGAAUUAACUUUACGUUUCACUAAUGAACGGCAUGCAAUAUUAUGUAUAUUUUUUAUAUUACGUUAUGCAUUACUAUGUUAUGUUACUUGAAAUUAAGGUAUAUCGUUUAAGACAUACAAAGCGUACCUUCGUUAGAAAAUUUGUAACCCUACAUUAAGGGGAAUUAAUUCAAGUUGAAUAAGUUAGGCUUAUGUUUUAUUUCAUAUGAUUUUUGUGAUCUGCAAAGAUAUGAAUUUGUGCAAGUGUGUAUAGUUUUUAUUACUAAUUUCCAUGUGUCAAACGUGAUAUCUAAACGAUGUUCAACUUGCAUAACGAAGCGGUAGUUCGUUUUCCUUAAGCAAUUCGAUAACUAUGUAACUUGAACAUAUAAUAUUUUUCUACUAUUCAGUAGUUGUAAUACGUGGGCGAAUGAGACGUUAUUUUUUUUAAAUAAUUUUGUUAAUUUAAUAUUUUUUACUUUUUUAUAUAUCCAUAAAAUUGGAAUAUCUGUAAAAGCAAACCUCAUUAAAAAGGAAGAAGAAGAAAAAAACAACAAAAAGGUAACCAUGAUAAAUAUAGCAAAUUGAAAUGCUGUAAAUUUUUUGUUGUAGCAAAUGAAUUACAUAUUAUCAACUGAACGAACUCACCUGACCCAACGUACAUACUAUGUAGUUUAUUUGUCCACACACACGUUUUUAAACAAAUAAAUAAAUAACUAUGAAACAUAGAGAUGAAAAAGGAUGUGGUAUAUAUAAGAAGUGUAGAUGUGUUUUGAAUGUGUAGCAUUGAUGUUGUUCAUUGUUGUGUGAUGUGUAUGUAUUGCAUUGAUGUACUUGUAUAAAAAAAGAGAAAUUGAAGAAAGUAUGAAAACAGGAGAAAGAAAAUGUCAAAAACGAUGCUAGAAAAUAUGAUAUCAAAAAUAUGGGACAAUUAAUCAUUUUUUUUAAUAAUGAUUAAUUACUUAAUUGUAGUUUCCAAAAUUGUUUCUCAUCUAAAAGCAUAUAAAAACUCUUUAGAUGCGAAAACAAAGAUUUAAAAGCAAUGUUUUGCAGUUGGAGAAGAAUGGCUUCUGCGAUGGUCUGAGCCCUCAUACGAAUCGCUUAAAAAAUCGUAACUAAAUUGCAUACAAAUAAUUUGCCUUUAUUGGGUAAACAAAAUUAUGUCACUCAUAUGCAUAUGUAUGUAUAUAUAAAAUUUAGGCUUGUCCCACACUUACGUUUACAAUUUUACACACAUUCAUAUUCAUAAUCAUAAACAAUAUACACAAAAAAGGUAUUUAGAACAAAAAGAAAAAAUUAUUUCAAAAACAAAAAUCGUUACUGAGAAGGUAAUGUUGACGAACGGUUAACUUAGAGUGAGGAGAUUGCCUUAAGCACACUCUUAAUUAUUUAUGAACAAUUAUGUAAGGGCGUAUAUCCAUGUAUUAAAAACACAAAACAAAUUUUAGCAAUCGAAUCAUUUUAGCACACACACCAUUAACUAGAAAUAAACAGGGAUCGGUUGGAGUGUUGCUCUAUUCGUUGAAAGAAGAUGUUGCUCAAUGAAGCUAUUUAAAAAACAAAAGAUUACUUAUUUUUGAUUAAAUGCAUGAAAAUUACAAAGAGUGGGCGAAAAAUGCUAUGAAAAUUUGUUAAACUUUUCGUUUCAUGUUGACGGAAUUAUUUUAAUUUCAUUAUUUUAAAUCAAAAGAAAAAUAUGUUAGCGCCUAUUUUUUAAUUCUAUGUAUUAUUGAUUAAAUUCAUCAUUUCGAGUUUACAAAAAUCUUUUCUAAGCAAUGAAAUACAAUAUGUAAGCACACUUUUUAAAUUAUAUUAUUGAUUAAAUUCACUAUUUCGAGCUUACACAAAUCCUUUCUAGGCAAUGAAAUUCAAUUUUACUGUUUUCGCUACUCACUGUCCUUAAACAGUACUAAGAAACGUUCUGAUAAUAUUUCAAGGGUUAUAAAAAAUAUAAAUGACGGGUCUUUCACAAGUAACACGUAGAUAUCGGUAGUGAAUAAUUCGUCGACGGUACCCUUUUUUAUGUCAUCUUUGACAUUAGUCAAGUAGACUAUACAGAUGCACAGUUUUUUUUUACUGGACUCAAUAGCUACAACCUCUGUGUACAACUUGUAUGCAGUGUUUUUACGCUAAUACGUUAAUAAAACAUUUAACAAAGUCUCUGAAGAUCUAAAUUCCGUCCCUUGAAGUAAUAGUGUAUAUGCGUAAUUUCGGUCGAUUAUUAGCGUACUAAAAUGAAAUCCACUUUUUUUCGUUUUUGCAUUACUUAUAAAAGAUGGUCCCUGAGCACAAAACCACACCCACAUUUACAGACAGACAAAUGGUAAUAUAUUUUAUACUUGCUAGUGUAUAUUAAACUAUUAAGCAGCACUUUAUAUGUAUGCUACCUUACAGCAGAAUAAAGUAAGGCAGUACCAUUGAUUUUAGUCAAACCUUUACCACUGGCCGCCACCACGACCCACAUACAUACAACAUAUAGGUAUACAUAUAUUUUUAUGACUACACGUAUAAAGUAAACUUAACAAAAUUUUAUGUAUUUACAAGCACGAAAUAGUAAUUUAUUUGAACUUAACGGAAGUGUUAUCAAUAUGUGCAUACCCGGAGAAAAAUGCAAAAACAAAAGAGCCGACUAUAAAAAAAGAAAAGAAAAAUUAUAAUGCAAAAACAAUGAGAAAUGCAUUUCUGUUUUGUAAUCUACAUCACUUAACGGCAAGCUCCAACUACACAUAUGUAAGUAAUACACAAAACUACACUUUUAAAAGAUAACUACAAAAAAGUAACUACACAACAACUUAAAAACUACGUAAUACCCAAUAUUUACUAUUUAAAUAACGCAUACAUAUAAGUAAAAUACAUAUAUAGUAUGAUGAUACGAUAAAUGCUAACCAUUGGUUAAUUGAUCGAUGGACAAUUCGUGUAUUUUCUGUAGUUUGUAUUGUAGUGAACCAACUUACGAAAAGCUUUGUUAAAAAAAGUGAUUUAAGAUAAUCGGAGAACUCCACACUUAUUGCUAUUAUUUAGUGCAACAACGAUUGACCCAUAAAUAUCGGCUAGCCGAAAGCAGUGAGGAAAUAAAAUGAAUACAAAAAAAAUCCCCAAAUUCUAAAUAAGUGAUUAAUUGACACUCCUACUCGCACUAUGUAAAUGUACGUGCAUACAUUUGUGUGCAUAUACUCGUAUAAUAAUGUGUGUAUAUAACGCUAAGUAUGAAGGAAGAAGCAUUGCAUUCUUGUUGAAAAUCAAAAUGAAUAUAAUAACGUGGAAAACUAUUAUAUAACAUGUAUCCAUCCGCCAUUAUAUUAUUAGUCAGUAGUGAAAUCUGAAAAUAUUUCUUAAAAUUUUGUGUAAUAUUUAAUUUUUAAUAAUUCAACCAACUGCGUAUCACAAACUAUUAUUUUAAAUUAUCAUUAUAUAUUAUAUAUAUGUACAUGUAAAAGCAUUGAAAAUAAGAGCCUGUCUCAACGCAAAAAGGUUCAUUUUUUAGUGGAAAUAAGGAGUUAGAAAAUAAACUUAUUGUAAACUAUCUGAGUUUGCCACCAUCAGUAAUAAUUGAUACGACAACAAAAAAGAAUUGUGAUUCAUACAUAAAGUAGUUAACUUUAAGCUAUUAACACUUCUAAGCAUACCUGUUUUCGAAGAUGCAAAUGCAAAUGCAUAUACAUAUAUGUGUAUGUAUGUAGAUAUGUACAUAUAUACAUAUUUACAUGUGACACACUUGAUUAUGAUGUUGAAGCUUAAUACGAAGCUGAGAGCAUCCGUGCGAAAUAAACGUUAAAUGUUUAUUAAGCAGACAUACAAAACAUGCAACAUUUACUUUAAUAUAGAUUUGACACUUUUUUCUUGUAAUUUUACUAUCUACUGUAUUUUUUAGGUACAAAUAAAUUUGAACUUUUACGAUAUCUAAAGUUUUUUAAAUUAAAAAGAAAAGUAUAAGAUAUGGAAAAGCAGAAAUUGAAGUACACUUUGCAACACGAGUAAUGAUGAUAAUGCUUAUUGUGCAUAAUAUCUUCAAUUCACUAUGAUUCAUAUAAUAUUUAUUAUAAAAUAAACAAUAAUUAUGUAGUAAUUUAAUGAUAAUGACUAAAAUAACAAUAAUGGUGUUUAUGAAGAUUUCUACCAUAUACAUACAUACAUAUUUAAAUAUUAUUCAAUUAGUUGUAGCAAUGAAUCUAAAAUAAUUGUAUAUUUAGUUGAGUAUGCCCAAUGAAUGCAAAAACCACAAAAUAACAAAAAAGAAAAAAAAAACAUACAAGAAAUGAAAAAUGAAGUGUGUAAA